AUGGAAUAUUGGUGUCAUAUCUGUAAAAGGGAAAGCCAAAUCAACGAAGAAACUAUCACUUGCUCAAGCUGCGGCUCUAAUUUUGUCGAACUUAUCGAAGAUGAAGAGCAGCAUCCUCGCAACUUUGUACCAUAUCAGCCAGCUCAGAGUAUCAGAAAUCUUUUGUCAUCGCUCCUUCUAUCGUUCUAUGUCAAAAUGAUAGUUGAUUUUUGAUAUUGCAUAUUUCAUUUAAAUGCAUUUGAUCAAAAUUUAACAGUUUUUUUUUCAGUCAAAUGACUCACUAUCUAUCAAAAAAAUUCAACCCAAUUUUCGACCAAAAAGUACUUCAGUAAAAGGCUCGCUAUCAAAAAUGCAUGUCAUUGGACCUGCACCUCCUUCUAUCAUCGCUCAGAUCAGGAACUAACGUUACAGAUACCGAUGCUACAAUGGAUCAAAUAAUCCAUCACUUGAUGAUGAACGACACAAAUCGCUAUGGGCCUCCUCCAGCAUCCCAAGGAGCGAUUUCAACUCUCCCAAGUGUGAAAAUUAAUCAAGAAGUCAUUAAAGCGCGAGGAAGACUUAUGAGUGGAUUUGACGAGUGCGGGGAGAGGAUUGAGGAAGACAGAGUUGUUUUAGAAUGUUCAGUGUGUAAAGAAGAGUUUGGGCCAGAUGAAGAAGCGAUUGAUAUGCCUUGCCAGCAUAUGUUUCAUCAAAAUUGCUUACUCUCCCCCUUUAAAUUGAAACGAAAUAUUUGGAAAUUUUUUAAUUUUUGGUUAAUUUAGAACCCCUUUAAAUUUGAACAAUUUUUUUUUGAUAGGAAAAUUUUUUGAUGAAAAUGUUGACCUUACUCAAUAAAAAGUGCAAGUUUUAAAACUGAAUCGAUUAAUUUUUUAAUUUAGUUCUUCAUAUAAAAUAAAUUAAAAUUCAAAAUAUAUUCCUUUCAAUUUAUAUUUAAAAAAAACCCUAAAAUGCAAAAGGGGGAGUUAAUUCCUUGGCUUAAAGAACACAAUAAUUGUCCGGUUUGUAGAUUUGAACUACCUACUGAUGAUCCUGAUUAUGAACAAAGAAGAGGUAGGAGUUAA
Molecule: messenger RNA, 1061 nt
Organism: Blepharisma stoltei
Lineage: Eukaryota; Ciliophora; Heterotrichea; Heterotrichida; Blepharismidae
Source: the annotation of a GenBank genome assembly